GCAAUGCAACCCAUCAAAGUUCAUGUCAUUCCUGCGGGACCCAACCCAUGGAAGCCGGUCCUGAUACUCGAGGAACUCGGUGUGCCGUAUGAGCUGAACUCUUUCAGCUUCGAAGCAGUGAAACAAAAGCCUUUCAUUGAUAUAAACCCCAAUGGGCGUGCACCUGCGAUCGAGGACCCCAACACCGGGCUUACCCUUUGGGAGACCGGCGCAAUCAUUCUCUACAUAAUCGAGCAAUAUGAUACCAAAAAGAUACUGAGCUAUGAUUCACUGAAAGAGAAACAUCUCAGUCAACAGUGGCUCGCCUUCCAGAUCAGUGGUCAAGGCCCCUACUUCGGCCAGGCAGGCUGGUUCAACGCUCUGCACCCGGAAAAGCUCCCGUCUGCGAUCGAGAGGUAUAACAACGAGCUGAAGCGGAUCCUCGGUGUACUUGACGGCGCACUAGACGGCCAACAAUGGCUCGUUCCUGGUGACAAAAUGACCUACGCGGAUCUUGCUUUCACUGUCUGGAAUGAUCGAAUCGAUGCUCUUAUCUUCUGCGCACCAGACAAGAAAUUUGAAGGGUUUCCUAAUGUUCAGGUCUGGCAUGAACGGAUGACUAGUCGUCCUGCAUGGAAGAAAAUCAUGGAUACGAGAGCGCAGUUGAUGGAUGAGCAAGGUUUGCAACCAAAUGGGAUGCCCAAAGGCAUUAACUCCUUCCAAGAGUAUGAAGCUAUGAUGAAGGCGAAGGCGGCUGGAACACCUUGA
Periconia digitata is the source of this 747-nucleotide messenger RNA. NCBI's taxonomy places the organism in Eukaryota, Fungi, Ascomycota, Dothideomycetes, Pleosporales, Periconiaceae. The record is from the annotation of a GenBank genome assembly.